AUGGCAAAAAGAUCUAUGCAAGAGGGUAAUUACGAAAAAGAACCCGAGAACAAAUACGUAGAUAUCAAAAAAUACCCCCCACCAAAUAUUCUAUUGGGUAGAACUGUACACGAAUGGUACCAACUUAGGAAGAUAUGGGUGAAGAGAUUGAAGAAUGUUCUCAAGAUGAACGGAUUGAAAAUGGAUAUCAAGCAGAUCGAAGCACAGUGGGACGGAAAAUUCGACGACAUAAUUCCCGUGUUAAGACAAAGAAGAUUUUUCGAUCCCGAAUACGUAUCUAGUCGAUCCAAAAGAAAUGUCAUACCCGGGGAUGAAUACAAGUGGGAAUUACCUAUCAAAUACGAUUUCCACGAAGAUCUAAGUACGCGUAAUUAUCCGGGGAUGAAGUGGGAAUUACCUAUCAAAUACGAUUUCCACGAAGAUCUAAGUACGCAAUCUAAUAAAUGUUUAUUUGCUUUUAACAACAAAUUAAUUUCAAAGUUAUUAUGUAGGAGACGUGCUCGUUUAUCUCCAAAAAUGAGCUUACCUAGACUGAAUAAGCGCUCUACGGGAGCACUUUAUGUGACCAUAAUAGCUCACGAGAUAGGUCACUCUGUCGGUUUUUUCCACGAACAGUCUAGACCAGGCAGGGAUGCCUACUUACUAAUCAACAUGAGCGCCAUUAACGUUCUAGCGGCUUCUAGCUUCCACGUCGACGAAGGUGUAGAUUACGGAUCUCCAUAUGAUCACGGCUCCAUUAUGCACUACGGACCCAAUGCCUUUUUGCAAAAGGGAUUUGUCGGCCCCGUCAUUAGAACUACGGAUUCUCUUAUGCAGACCACGAUAGGAAGCGGAACGGAACUGUCAUUUUACGAUUCAAGAUCUGCCAACAGAUUUUAUUGUUCAGGUGAUUGCCCUGACAAUGUCGGGGAUGUCGUAUUGACUCCAUCGUCACCUACUGCGAUUAUCAAUUCUUUCAAUUAUCCCAAUAAUUAUUCUUUGAGUAGCCGAUGCAAUUGGAGAAUAAAAGCUGUAGACCCGAACAACACAUCUUCGACCCCAAAACUCAUCUUUCAAUUCUACCAAACGCCGAUAUUCGAUAUGGUCAUAUCUAACAAAUCGGGUUCUUGCCGACAUUUCCUCGAGGUGAAAUAUGCCAUCGAUGUUGCCGGUACCGGGCCAAGGUUUUGCGGAAAUACCUCCUAUCCCAACAUGAUAAUAUCGCACACGGAUACGCUCCUCCUCGGAUUUCGGUCGUAUUCCCAACACACCAAUUAUACCGCAUUGGGCUUUAAGGCUAUCAUUACAUAUUGCGAUAAUUGCACCCCCAACGCUACUCAAAACAUAUCGUCCCAGUUUGACCCCGAAGAUUUCACGGUGACCUACCGAUGGGCCUACACAGAGCCCUCUUUUUUAACAAUGACGGGUAGUCCUCAUGAGACUGGAUCCACUUCCAACGUUAGCGAUAGUAAACCCGCAUGUCCUACUCAAAAUAGGAACAAUCUUACCACCCCCAUCCCACCUAUUCGUCCACCGUGUACGCGAUGGACUGAUUGGAGUUUGUGCACCGAACCAUGCGGAGGCUGCGGAAAGCAAGUUAGCCUAAGACGGUGUCUACCCAACAUCCAUAAAUCGGAAUGGAUAAAGACUAGAAGCUGCAAGGCUGAGCCUUGCGACGUUAAUAAAACCUACAUUUGCCACGUACCCAAGUACUAUCCGACCUACGAUUGUUUUUGCCAGAGGACAGAACAGUGCUGUUAUGGGUAUUCAGCUCAAAAUAACACAUGUCAGCAGCUAGAGGUGAUAAACCCGGAGGAUAUCAGAAAUAAAAUAUUGGGUAAGUCUAGGAUUCCCACCAGAUUUAGGAUUAACAAAGUAAGGGCGGAGAACGUCGUGGAAAAUGAUGAGUCCCAACAAGUUGUAUCUAGAAGGAGGAAGGAUAAAACUAUAUUCGACUUUAUACUCAAUCAUAUAGAUUCCACUGGUAGGAUUUUCAUAAAUUGA
This is a messenger RNA of Gordionus sp. m RMFG-2023, 1983 nucleotides long. Its product is annotated as zinc metalloproteinase nas-34-like. Bases 1 to 1983 code for a protein of 660 amino acids. Lineage: Eukaryota; Metazoa; Nematomorpha; Gordioida; Chordodea; Parachordodidae. Gene Ontology annotation, biological process: proteolysis. The transcript is spliced from 11 exons. Gene Ontology annotation, molecular function: metalloendopeptidase activity; zinc ion binding. The record is from RefSeq and is a predicted model, not a curated record.